Molecule: messenger RNA, 621 nt
Organism: Hevea brasiliensis (rubber tree)
Lineage: Eukaryota; Viridiplantae; Streptophyta; Magnoliopsida; Malpighiales; Euphorbiaceae
Product: protein SAWADEE HOMEODOMAIN HOMOLOG 1-like
Exons: 7
Coding region: 1-621 (206 amino acids)
Molecular function (GO): chromatin binding
Source: RefSeq, a predicted model, not a curated record
AUGGAGAAAUUGCUAAAGGAAUCAAGGCAACCAAUGAACAAGGAAUUUUUUCAAAAAAUUGCAAGAAGUUUCAAUUACUCUUCUGCCCGUGCAGGCAAACCUAUUGUUAGAUGGAGUGAGGUUUUGCAUUUCUUAGGUAAUAGGCAUGAGGAUUGCCCAUCCAAGGUGGUUUCUUCAACUGAUACUUCAAAAGACGGUGCUCCUUGUCCAAAAAGUUGUCCUUCAAAUGAGGCUAAAGAAAGUCCUCAAAUGCCUAAAGCAGGAGAGAGAGUUGCAGAUUUAUCUGAGUUGGAAUUUGAAGCUAGAUCAUCAAAAGAUGGGGCAUGGUACGACGUUAAUAUGUUCCUCGGUCACAGAUUUCUUCCCUCUGGUGAAGCUGACGUUCACGUUAGAUUUGCUGGAUUUGGAGCUGAGAAGGAUGAGCGCAUCAACAUAAAAAAUGCAGUUCGAAAACGCUCUGAUCCGCUAGAGCAUUCAGAAUGUCACAAGGUGCAAGUUGGAGAUCCGGUGUGCUGCUUCCAGGAAAGGAGAGAUCAAGCUAUAUAUUACGAUGUUCAUGUUAUAAAUAUUCAGAGGAGAAUGUAUGACAUAAAAGGUUGCAGGUGUUUUUUUUUUAUUUGA